Melospiza georgiana is the source of this 3543-nucleotide messenger RNA. It is a transcript of the gene STAT1, whose product is annotated as signal transducer and activator of transcription 1. Gene Ontology annotation, biological process: defense response; regulation of cell population proliferation; cell surface receptor signaling pathway via JAK-STAT. Gene Ontology annotation, molecular function: RNA polymerase II cis-regulatory region sequence-specific DNA binding; DNA-binding transcription factor activity, RNA polymerase II-specific. NCBI's taxonomy places the organism in Eukaryota, Metazoa, Chordata, Aves, Passeriformes, Passerellidae. The record is from RefSeq and is a predicted model, not a curated record. The transcript has 25 exons. The coding region runs from base 224 to 2494 and encodes 756 amino acids.
GGGGCGGGCGCGCGGCUCCCCGGGCGCAGCCGGCACCGUGACAGCGCCGAGCCGGAGCCCAGGGACACCCCCGCUCCGCUGCCGCAGCCGCUCUCCACAGCUCACCCUCUCCAGACCUGCCCUGCCCGGCAGCGCUCGAAGCGGACCCUGUGCCCAGCCCGGCUGACGCCGCUCCCGCUGAUCCCGCGCCUCCAGCACCGCUGGGCAGCCUCUGCCGGACAGAAUGUCUCAGUGGUAUCAGCUACAGCAGCUCGAUUCCAAGUUUUUGGAGCAAGUUCACCAGCUGUAUGAUGACAGCUUUCCUAUGGAGAUCAGGCAGUACCUGGCACAGUGGCUGGAAAACCAGGAUUGGGAACAUGCAGCCGGCAAUGAAUCAUUUGCUAUACUCCUAUUCCAUGAGCUGCUGUCACAGCUUGAUGAUCAAUUCAGUAGAUUCUUGAUAGAAAACAACUUUUUGCUGCAGCACAACAUAAGGAAAAGCAAACGUAACCUUCAGGAUAACUUCCAAGAAGACCCAAUACACAUGGCAAUGAUCAUCCACAACUGUCUGAAAGAAGAGAGGAAAAUACUGAACUCUGCCCAGGCAUGCAAUGAGAUGGAAGUAGGGAAUGUACAAAACACUGCAACUGGGAUGCCAGACAAGCAGAAGGAGCUUGAUGCCAAAGUUAGGGCUGUAAAAACCAGUGUUACAGAUGUGGAGCAGGACAUCAAGACAUUAGAGGAUGUGCAAGAUGAAUAUGACUUCAAAUGUAAAACCCUGCAGAACAGAGAACAUGAGUCCAGUAGUAUGUCUCAGGAGGAAUACAAGAAAGAGCAGCUGAAUCUCCAGCACAUGUUCUUAUCACUGGACCGCAAGAGAAAGGAGGUGGUGAAUAAGAUAGUGCAGCUGCUGCAGAGCACAGAGCACACCCAGGCUGCCCUCAUUAAUGAAGAGCUGGUGGAGUGGAAGCACAGGCAGCAGACAGCGUGCAUUGGGGGGCCACCCAACGCCUGCCUUGACCAGCUGCAGAACUGGUUCACCAUUGUUGCUGAAAGCUUACAGCAAGUUCGUCAGCAGCUCAAGAAGCUUGAGGAACUGGAACAGAAAUUUACCUAUGACCCUGAUCCCAUCACAAAAAAUAAACAAUUUCUGCAGGACCUAACACACAAGCUUUUCCAGCAGCUCAUCCAAAGCUCCUUUGUGGUAGAGAGGCAGCCUUGCAUGCCAACACAUCCUCAGAGGCCACUAGUCCUGAAGACAGGAGUGCAGUUCACUGUGAAGCUGAGAUUGCUGGUGAGACUGCAGGAACUGAACUACAACUUGAAAGUGAAAGUUUUAUUUGACAAAGAUGUAACUGAGAAGAACUCGGUCAAAGGGUUCAGGAAAUUUAAUAUUUUGGGAACAAACACAAAAGUAAUGAACAUGGAAGAAUCUACUAAUGGAAGUCUAUCAGCAGAAUUCAGGCACUUGCAACUGAAAGAACAGAAAAACACAGGGAGCAGAACAAAUGAGGGUCCUCUGAUUGUGACAGAAGAGCUUCAUUCUCUGAGUUUUGAGACACAGCUGUGCCAGCCUGGUUUAGUAAUAGACCUAGAGACCACAUCCCUUCCCAUUGUUGUGAUCUCAAAUGUGAGCCAGCUUCCCAGUGGAUGGGCUUCUAUCUUGUGGUUCAACAUGCUGUCUACUGAUCCCAAGAACCUGUCCUUCUUUCUGAAUCCACCUUGUGCAAAGUGGUCUAAGCUUUCUGAUGUUCUGAGCUGGCAGUUUUCUUCUGUAACAAAGAGAGGACUUAAUGCAGAUCAGCUGAGCAUGCUGGGGGAGAAACUUCUUGGGCCAACAAUUGGAGGAUCUCAGGAUGGCCUUAUUCCUUGGACAAGAUUCUGCAAGGAAAAUAUAAAUGAUAAAAAUUUCCCCUUUUGGCUGUGGAUUGAGGGAAUCCUGGAGCUUAUUAAGAAACAUCUCCUGUGUCUCUGGAACGAUGGCUGCAUUGUGGGCUUCAUCAGCAAAGAGAGAGAACGUGCUCUGCUGAAGGACCAGAGCCCAGGAACAUUUUUAUUGAGAUUCAGUGAAAGCAGCAGGGAGGGAGCAAUCACCUUUACCUGGGUAGAGGAGUCUCAGAAUGCAGAGCCCCAGUUCCACUCGGUGGAGCCCUACACCAAGAAGGAGCUCUCUGCCGUGACCUUCCCCGACAUCAUCCGCAACUACAAAGUGAUGGCGGCCGAAAACAUCCCCGAGAACCCUCUGAGGUUCCUGUACCCCAACAUCCCCAAGGACAAUGCCUUUGGCAAGUACUACUCCAGGCCCAAGGAGGCACCAGAGCCAAUGGAUUUGGAUGGUCCCAAGGGAACUGGCUACAUCAAGACUGAGUUAAUCUCUGUAUCAGAAGUGCACCCCUCCAGGCUGCAGUCUCCAGAAAACCUGCUGCCCAUGUCUCCCGAGGAGUUUGAUGAGGUGUCUCGCAUGGUGGGCCCCGCAGAGAUCGAUACUGUGAUGUGCACACACAUCCAGCUCUGAGCUUGGCUGAGCUUCCCCUGCGUCAUUAACACGGCCCAUCAUCCGCUUCACGCCUCCCGUGCUGCACUCAGUGCCUUGGGGACAGCGCUUCCCUUCCUUGGUUCCUCGCCCUCAAGGUCCUGCAGCAGUUUCAGCUGAUGGCAGUACCAACAGCAGCAGCCUGAGCAGCCUCCCUACAAGCAUAUCUUUGUUUAAUUAGCAAGAUACCAUGCACAUCUUUGUUUAAUUAGCAAGAUACUGUGCCAGAGUGGAGGAAGAGGAAGGUGAGAUUGUGAGCUCCUCAAUGACAGUGAUGGCAGAAACAUGCAUUCAUUGUUUGAAGAAAUUAGUUAAAAGUUUAAAACAGUUAACUGUACAUAGAAGGCUUCAAAGAAAAGCUGGUUCUUUUACAGAGGUUCUGUUCAGAAAGGUUACACCUUGAAUUUUUGUCUGCAUCACAAAAGGGAAACGCUCUACACAUAGCAUGCCACAGCAAAUCCAUGUGCUGCUGGUUUGUUGUGCUUUUAGCUCUUCUGGGCAUGGCCCAUGGAGAGAGCAGAAGCCCAAAAUGUUACCUGCAUUUCAUUUUCACAAGGCACAAGGCAUGUGUAGGGAUGUUUAGCACAGUCUUUCUCAAAAAAAGCAUUUCUUAGCACACCACCUUCAAGCUGCAUUGGCACAUGCUGAGCUUGGAGCCCAAGGUGCAUAAUCACGACUAAAGCCUCUGCAGACUGCAGUCAUCAGACAGAAUCAGAAUUUCCUCUUAGAGGACUGCAAAAGGGAUUGAAUUAUGAUUUUAUUUACUGUGCCUGAUCUGCCAAGGUGAGGAUCUGGUCACCUCCAUUUUCUGCAAUAAUACAGAGCCCCUGUAGGUUAUAAUAGGUGGAAUGAAACUCAGUUUUCUCAUGCAUCAUGAACUAGGGCAUUUAUUUAACUGUUAAUUCAAAUGGCUAAAAUACUUUACAGGUUUUGAUAAUGAGGUGGUUUUGUAAUUAGGGGUAAGGCACAGGAAAGUGAAGAAGUUUAUCCAGAGCAGUGGCUGCAGGGUAUGCAGUCUGCAGUACCCAAAG